This is a messenger RNA of Phyllopteryx taeniolatus (common seadragon), 1658 nucleotides long. Its product is annotated as zinc finger protein 853-like. Lineage: Eukaryota; Metazoa; Chordata; Actinopteri; Syngnathiformes; Syngnathidae. The coding region runs from base 401 to 1366 and encodes 321 amino acids. Gene Ontology annotation, biological process: regulation of transcription by RNA polymerase II. The record is from RefSeq and is a predicted model, not a curated record. Gene Ontology annotation, molecular function: DNA-binding transcription factor activity; RNA polymerase II cis-regulatory region sequence-specific DNA binding. The transcript is spliced from 2 exons.
CGAUUCAAUGACAUACACUGUGUUGUCAAUGUUGUUUAAUGUAAUCUUUCAUAAUUAUUUUUUGUGUAUUAGUGACAUGAAGUUUGUCCAAGUGGCCUUGCCGUACAGAGUCUCCUCCAACUGUCACUUAGCACGCUUAUUAUUGAAAUCAAUAUAAAUAUUUUCUCCCUCAAUUUGUACCCAAAGCGCAGAAACCUCGACACAGCGCGUCCAUCACGACUUUACUGGACUAAAACAUCAUUCGUGGACUCUUCGUGUCCGGUUGCACUCGUCUCGGUGCACGUCGAAGCUUCCCGGGCCUAGCUUAGUUUCGAUUAGCUUAGCUUGGAUUAGCUUAGCUUGCUAACAAAAGAGACGCGUUUGUGGUCAACACGUAAAGUGUUGUGAUUGUCGUGUGACAAUGUGUGCAAGAAGGACCGCAGAGUACGAGGAGGAACUUCGGGGACCGAAGGAGCGACGAAGUGAACAUCUGGACGCCGUUUCCAAGAAGCACCGAGUUGGGUUAGGCGUAGCAGACGACAGUGAAGAUCUUCAUCCUGAGCGGCAGAAGCCAGAGCUCUCUCACAUUAAAAAGGAAGAUGAGGAUGAAGAGGUUCAUCACAUCAAAGAGAAAGAGGAGCUCCAGUCCCCUUACAUUAAAAAAGAGGAGGAAGAGCAUGUCAACAUCAUAGAGGAGGAGGGGGCUAUCACCAAGUUGCCAUCGACUGGUGUCCCUUUGCCUCCUCACAUUAAAGAGGAGGAGCAGCUGCAGACCCCCCACAUAAAAGAGGAAGAGAUAGUACCCCCGCACAUAAAAGGGGAGGAUAAUAUUACCAAGUUUAUUUUAUGCCAUCUGAUGUUGUUGCCAAAGUUGCCAUCGAUUGGUGACUGUUUGAAGAGUGAAGAUGAAGUUCCAAGUGAGGCGAACAGAGGGGCGGACCCUCCAAGCAGCAGCUCAAGUAAAACCUGCUCAGUUUGUGGUCAAAAAUUCUCUCGAAAUGAACAUUUGACAAGACACACAAGAACACACACUGGGGAGAAACCUUUUGCCUGCUCAAUUUGUGGCCAAAUAUUCUCUCGAAAGGGAACCUUAAAAUGUCACACAAGAACACACACUGGAGAGAAACCCUUUACCUGCUCAAUUUGUGGCCAAAGAUUCUCUCAUAAGGGAACCUUAAAAAGUCACAGAGGAACGCACACUGGUGAGAAACCUUUUGUCUGCUCACUUUGUGGCCAAAGAUUCUCUCAUAAGAGAAUCUUAAAAUGUCACAGAACAACACACAUUGGAGAGAAACCUUUCGCCUGCUUAAUUUGUGGUCAAAGAUUCUCCCAGAAGCUACAUGUUAAGACACACAUGUGUGUUGGUGAGAACAGCAGUAAUCAAUGAAGGUUUCGCCUUUCAUCCGAGCAGGCUUCAUCAAUUCAUGGACCAAGGCUAGAUAGGACAGCUCUCCCAGAACAGAGAACCAGAACAGUCCAGUUAUGACCGAUUCAAUGCCCUGAGAAUGAAAUGACUUGGACGAAUAAAAAUAUUCACAGGCAUGAUGCGCAAUGUUGAAACUACAGUAAUAACUUUCAGUCUGUACAAUCUUGUAUUUUAUGUACCUUUUUAAAGGCCUCCUGUGGACAAGUGUUAUAAUAUUGUAAUAAUAAAUACAGUCCGGCGCUACAUCCGUAAA